Messenger RNA from Jaminaea rosea, 342 nucleotides. RefSeq lists its product as hypothetical. The transcript has a single exon. The record is from RefSeq and is a predicted model, not a curated record. The coding region runs from base 1 to 342 and encodes 113 amino acids. Lineage: Eukaryota; Fungi; Basidiomycota; Exobasidiomycetes; Microstromatales.
AUGCUUGACCACCUCAAACUCUUCAAGCUCGUAGUUGCUUCAGCCCUCGCCUGCGGCCAAGUCGCCCUGACUGCCAACUUGGGAACCUGUUUCAGCGGACCAAGCUGCUCUGGUAACAUUACCGGCGUCGCGAAGGGCAAGGCCGGACCCGGAGCAGUCACCAUCUUCAACUUCAAUUGCCCCACCUUUCAGCCCCUCGUAGGGGAGCCCUACGCUCACAAGGUGCAAGUCUGCCACAAGAUCAACGGUCAAGAAUGUACCGACUGCACCACCGUCAGUGUGAAUGGCUGCUACCCAGUGCCUGCGAGCCAGCAGUGGGUGGGAAUCUGCGUUGGCAAGUGA